UUGAACUAACAUAAAUCAUUUCAAAAUGUCUUUAAUUAGUAUAGUUAUAGGAAAUGGAGGACUGGGCGUACAUUCUUCUCUGACCCAAUAUGCGGCAGAUUAUGUGGAAUUGUUGAAAACUAAAGCUGAUGAUUUGCACGAGAUCGACAGUCAUAUCUUUCGAUCAGCUUUAGAAAAGAUGUAUUUCAUUGAAAAGCCGAAUGCCAAUGACGUUGAGUUAAAUCCUCGUAGUAUGGUGCUUGCCCUAGACAAUGAGUCAACGACAUCGAGUCAUUUAAACUCUUGUAGGCGUUUACAAUCCUUCAAAGAAUGCUCUGACGCACAACAUUCUAACGGAACAAAAUUAUCCGAUAAAGGCAACAAGGUUCUUACAAAACCGUGGAGCUACCUGGAAAAAUACAUACUAAACAUUCCAGAGUCAUCUUCAAAAAUAUGGUCCAGGGGUCAUUUCAAUGCAAAAUCCGAAGGAUCUAAUAUACGUGACGUUAUUAGACAUUUAGUUGAAGACGUGGAUUCACUAAGUGGUUUCAUGUCUUUUGCCAGUCUAGGUGGAGGGUCUGGUUCGGGUAUGGGAUCAUAUAUUUCCACUAUGUUAUCAGACCAUUAUCCUAAGCAACUGCAUCUAACGACUGCCAUAGCACCAUUCCACCAUGGUGAAAACGCAAUGCAAUCGUUAAAUAUGACUUUGGCCUUAUCGCAUCAUCAGGAAUUCAGUGAUGGAAUUAUUAUUCUUCAAAAUGACCAAAUGGCGGAAAUGAGUGCACAACUUUUCGACGCUGGAUCUACGUCGUUUGAUGCGUUCAAUGAGGCAUCUGCCCUUAACAUUCUUCAUGCAUUGAGACCGCCGUCUAGAACUUGUCCUAUAUCAGGUAUCGAAAGAUGCAACAAACCAUUACAUUACAUGGCUGAUGGGUUAUGCAGUAAUCCAUCCCUUAAGUUACUAUCGCUCCACCUUAUGCCCCUACAACGUUUUGACUUGCCGAAACACAAUUCAACAACAAUACACCAAAUGCUAAACCAUAUGGCUGAUACUCUACAAGCAUUGCCCAUGCUUUAUGGUGGAUUGGAAAUAGAGAAGCAUUCAUCACCCACCAAAGAAACGAACAUACAAGAAUCCACAGCAUCACAAAAAAAUAAGAAAAACAACUCAUUGAGGGAACCAAUAACAAUACAAGAUUUUAGUAACUUUGAAAAAACGGAGAUAACAAAGAAUGAAUCUAGGAAUCGUUUUAAGCCCAUAGCUGGUGUACCCAUACUAUCUCCCCAAAGCAGAGAUCUAGAGAUAACAGACUUUGGUAUAUCUUCAUACAAUGGUGAUGACAAAGUAAUUACAACGCCUACGACUUUCAAACUAAUAAAAACCAACGGAAACAGGAGAACCAACCUUACGAAAUACAAUGUGGUGGCAGGAAUACAAGUUAAUAUCGGUGGCCCUAUAAACGAAUCUGUAAAUGUUGCCAACAUCUAUCAAGAUGUGUUGUUUUCAAAGCAAACAACCCGUCCCAUACAGGUAUCAUACUCUCCGCAUGAUGUUGGUCUCUUCGGUAAUAUAGUUUCGCAGAUUUCAAACAGUCAAGCCAUUUUACCAUUGUUGGAUUUCAACAUAACCACAGCUAAGAUGCUAUAUGCUACCAAUGCAUAUAUGCACAAUUAUAACGAUUAUGGUUUUGAAAGCGUAGAAAUGCAGGACGCCAUAGCGAAAGUGCAGGAGAUAAUAACGUCAUAUGCUAUGCUUAGCAAAGCAUCCAACUGAUGUUUAAUCUUACCAUUACA
This is a messenger RNA of Babesia bovis T2Bo, 1773 nucleotides long. RefSeq names its product Tubulin/FtsZ family GTPase domain protein. Gene Ontology annotation, biological process: mitotic cell cycle; microtubule cytoskeleton organization. NCBI's taxonomy places the organism in Eukaryota, Apicomplexa, Aconoidasida, Piroplasmida, Babesiidae. The transcript has 3 exons. Gene Ontology annotation, molecular function: structural constituent of cytoskeleton; GTP binding. The record is from RefSeq and is a predicted model, not a curated record. The coding region runs from base 26 to 1753 and encodes 575 amino acids. Gene Ontology annotation, cellular component: microtubule; cytoplasm.